CAGAACCUGGUGAGAUUCCCGGAGGCAAAGCCGCGGAGUAGGAGGGUCUCUUCCCCUUGGAACUCUCAAUCCACAAGCGUGUCUCACUCAGCGUCUGUCAGCUUUCUUUCCUUUGCUAAUAUUUUACCCUAGUGCCUUCUGCCUCAGGCGUGCAGUCACUUGGGGUGCCCACUCCCCUUUAAAGUGCAAGAGCAACAAAAGGGCGGCAUGAGUAAGUGGAGUGCCUUAGGCCAGCUCCUGGAAGAGUCUCAACCCUACUCCAGAGCUGGAGGAAAGAUAUGGCUGCAGAUCCUUUUCGUUUUCCGGAUUCUGCUCCUGGAGACUGCCAUCGAGUCAGCCUGGAAUGACGACCAGCUCAAUUUCCACUGCAACACUCAGCAGCCUGGUUGUGAAAAUGUCUGCUAUGACCAAGCUUUCCCGAUCUCUCACGUGCACCUCUGGGUCCUGCAGAUCAUAUUCGUGUCUGUGCCUACACUCUUAUACCUGGCACAUGUGUUCUAUGCCAUUCGGCAGAAAAAGAAGUCGAAGAAGCAAGAGAAGGAACUGGGAGUUGCUCGCUUUGAUGGUGCCAGUGUGGAAAUGCACUGGCAGAAAAUUGAAGUAAAGAAGUCCAAGUAUGGCAGUGAAGCCCAUAGUAAGGUGAAAAUUAGAGGCAGGUUGCUGCUGACCUACUUACUCAGUAUCUUCUUCAAGUCUGUCUUUGAGGUGACCUUUGUGCUGAUCCAGUGGUACAUUUAUGGAUUUACCCUGAAGGCAGUUUACAUUUGCGAACACUCUCCUUGCCUGCAUCAGGUGGACUGCUUCCCCUCUCGCCCCACAGAAAAAAGCAUCUUCAUCGUCUUCAUGCUGGUGGUGUCUCUGGUAUCUUUAGUCUUGAAUAUAAUUGAGCUGGUCCAAGUCUUAUGUAACACCGUUAAGAAUUGUGUGAGAGAUGAGGAUGAGUUUUACUAUGGUACAGCUGAUCUGCAGAGCCUUUCCCAGGAGUCCUCACCAAGUGUUCUCACUGCCAUGGUUCCUAAGGAUCAAGCGGGUCCUGUGAAACAAGCUUCAGUCUAUGUUUAAAGUGAGCAAAACUACAUCAGUUACAGUGCAUAACAGAGCCAAAGCAGGGAAGGGCAGGCAGGCCCUGCACUCAGCCUUGUCUUCACUCUGAUGAUGAGCAGAAUUUUCAGAGGGUUUGGGUGGAGAAAAAGCAAAACAAAGAUACUGAACACUAGCGUUGUAGAGUAACAGAUAUCCAGCAGUAGUAGUGGUCAUGACAAUAGCAGCCUGAUAUCCUAGAUAUUGCAAUUUGGGCUUGAAAACAUUGUGAUUUUGCUUGGUUGCUAAAGGGAAUCAAAGUGUAGUAGAAAGUGUACCCAUGCUUCAGUACAGCUGGUGUUCAGUGGCCUCAAUUGUAAAAAUUAGCAAAUACAAAGACAUUAGACCACAGGGUCUGGGAUUGAAAGUGGAAGAGACUUGUAACCAAGACAUGUGUUACUGUUUAAAGUGCUCGACUCUGGAGGCUUAGGCAUCUAGCUCACUGGUAGAUGGUUUGUUUAGCAUGUGUAAGACCUCAAGUAGCACAAGAAUGAAAAGAUAGUAACUUAAACAAAUGAACUAAAUAAAUAAAAUGAUUGACUCAAAGAACUUCUAGUCCAAAUAUAACUUGUAUUAGGCAAUGCAUAAGGGCCAUUCCUCUUCCAUAUUACCUUAGAAUGGUUCUGUGUAUGGGGAAGAGUGAUUUAUUAUUUAUCCAUAGAAGCAGAUAUGGUGUAAAUGCACAAACCUACAUUUUAAAGUAAUACAAACAUACCAUUGAAAGUUGAGACUUUCUCUUGGAUUUUAGUAUUUGAGUCCAUACUGUGUUUAUACUGUUUAGUUCCUGAUGUAAAAGUAAAUUAUCUUUUCCCUUAAAAUGCAUCCCCCAAUUUAUUGAAUGAUGUAUAAUAGUUCUGUUGAUUAUAAUGAGUUGUCUUUUUUUCUUGUAUAUUAUAGCAGCAAUCAUAUUGCUGGCAGAAACUAUUUUUCUUUUCCAAGAUAGAGCCCCAAAUGAAACAAUUGUACUGAAAACAGCACUUGUGAACACUACAAACGUAAAGAAAUGCUUAGAGGUGAACUAUGAAAUGUGCCUACAUGAAUUUGGUAAUAGUGGAAAUUCUUGACUUUCUUCUACAUAAUGCAUAUUAAUUCAGAUGUUACCUUCUGCUGUGAGUUUGGCAGUCUCUUGGGAUGACUGGCAUUUUUCAUGUUCAUAUUGAGAUUUUAUUUGGAAAGUAGGAGAGGGUGAGGAAGGUUUGUGAAAUACCUGUGUAACUGAUUUGAAACAAGUAAGAAAUAAUACCCA
Messenger RNA from Peromyscus maniculatus bairdii (prairie deer mouse), 2326 nucleotides. RefSeq names its product gap junction alpha-6 protein-like. Gene Ontology annotation, molecular function: gap junction channel activity. The record is from RefSeq and is a predicted model, not a curated record. Lineage: Eukaryota; Metazoa; Chordata; Mammalia; Rodentia; Cricetidae. Gene Ontology annotation, biological process: cell-cell signaling; heart development; cell communication by electrical coupling. Gene Ontology annotation, cellular component: connexin complex.